AUGUGGAGGCUAAAGAUCGGAGAGGGAGGAGGGCCAUGGAUGCAGACGGUGAGUGACUUCCAUGGUCGGCAGGUUUGGGAAUUCGACCCGGACGCCGGCACCGACGAGGAGCGCGUCAAGGUGGAGCAGCUUCGCCGGGCGUUCACCGAGAACCGCUUCCGAAGGAGGGAACCGCAGGACCUCCUCAUGCGUAUGCAGUUGACUGGAAACAAACAUCUGCAUGCGGAUAUGCCCGCCGCCACCAAGAUAGAGUAUGGCGACGAGGUGACGGAAGAAACUUUGCAGGAGUCGCUGAGACGAGCGCUCGGUUGGAUGUCUGCUCUCCAAGCCGAAGAUGGUCACUGGCCUGGUGACUUCAGUGGGAUUAUGUACCUAAUGCCGUUCUGGAUUUUCGCACUGCACAUCACAGGAUCGGUCGAUGCUGUCCUGUCGAAAGAGCAUAUACGUGAGAUAUGCCGCCAUAUCUACAACCAUCAGAACGAGGACGGCGGAUGGGGCUUCAAUAUUUUGGACGAGAGCGCUAUGUUUUCCACGUGCUUAAACUAUACCACCUUGAGGCUUCUCGGCGAGGUACAAAAGGACGAAAACGAUGGACUAGCUAAAGGUCGAGCAUGGAUCCUAUCCCAUGGAACUGCAACUGCAGCACCACAGUGGGCAAAGAUAUUACUCUCGGUUAUUGGUGUAUAUGAUUGGCGUGGCAAUAAUCCAGUUGUGCCUGAACUAUGGUUGGUGCCACGUUUCCUCCCAAUUCAUCCAGGGCGGUUCUGGUGCUUCACUAGGAUUACUUACAUGUCAAUAGCUUUCCUUUAUGGCAAAAAAUUUGUUGGUCCCAUUACACCAACUAUAUUAGCACUAAGAGAUGAACUCUACAGUUCGCCUUAUGAUCAAAUUGAUUGGAGUAAAGCUCGUAAUUCUUGUUCCAAGGAGGACAUGCGCUAUAAACCUUCAGGAAUAUUCAAAUUUAUUUCAACUUGUUUGAACAUGUUCGUGGAGCCGGUGUUGAACUAUUGGCCACUUAACAAGUUAAGAGAGAGAGCAUUGAACCACAUCCUAGAACAUAUCCACUAUGAAGAUGAAACUACUCAAUAUAUUGGCUUAUGUCCAGUUACAAAGGCACUAAACAUGAUUUGUCGUUGGGCUGAAAACCCAAAUUCAGAUGCGCUCAAGCGACAUAUUCCAAGGAUACAUGAUUAUUUGUGGAUUGCUGAAGAUGGAAUAAAAACCAAAAUAUACGAUGGCACCCAUAACUGGGAGUUAGCACUUAUAAUCCAGGCCUUGUUAUCAGCAGAUGCUGCCAAUGAAUAUGGUCCAACCAUUGAGAGGGCUAUGGGAUACAUAAAGAGAGCACAGGUUACUACAAACCCUCCAGGGAACCCUAGUUAUUGGUUCCGGCAUAGAUCAAAAGGAUCAUGGCCACUUUCAACUGUAGACCAUGGCUGGGCUUCAUCGGACACUAGUGGCGAAGCAACUAAGGCAAUGCUGUUGCUCUCCAAGGUAUAUCCCAAUCUCGUUGAAAAUUCAAACGGAGAUGGAUGGAUGUUUAAUGCUGUUGAUUGCCUACUUUCAUUUAUGAACAAAGAUGGUUCAGUUUGUACAUUUGAAUGCCAAAGAACUUAUUCUUGGCUAGAGAUUCUGAAUCCUUUGGAGAGUUUUCGAAAUAUUGUCGCCGAUUACCCAACGGUUGAAUGCACAUCCUCAGUGUUGCAGGCUUUGAUAUUAUUUGGGGAUUUUAAUUCAGAGUACCGCAGUAAAGAAAUAAAACAAAAUGUUAACAAAGCUGCCAUAUUUAUUGAGAGCAAUCAAAACAAGGAUGGAUCCUGGUACGGCACUUGGGGAAUAUGUUUUGUCUAUGGGACCCUCUAUGCGAUAAAAGGCUUAGUUGCUGCUGGAAGAAAUUAUGAGAACAGUAUUUGCAUUAGGAAAGCAUGCAAUUUUUUGCUCUCAAUACAACUCAAAACUGGUGGCUGGGCAGAGAGCUAUCAUUCCUGUGAAAGACAGGUCUAUGUAGAGGGUCUUAGCACUCAUGCUGUACAGACUGCUUGGGCGAUGCUAGCUUUGAUUUAUGCUGGACAGAUGGAAAGGGACCCAACGCCAUUACAUCGAGCAGCAAAAGUAUUGAUUAAUAUGCAACUGGAGACAGGAGACUAUCCUCAACAAGAACAUGUUGGCAACAACAACUCCUCUGUUUACUUCAACUACCCCAACUACCGUAUUUUGUUCCCUGUUUGGGCUCUUGGAGAGUAUCACCGCAAAUUACUUGCCAAGAGUAAUUGA
Messenger RNA from Miscanthus lutarioriparius, 2274 nucleotides. Lineage: Eukaryota; Viridiplantae; Streptophyta; Magnoliopsida; Poales; Poaceae. The record is from the annotation of a GenBank genome assembly.